UGCGCGUUCUAAAAUUAAAUCGUGUAUUUUAACAUUUUCGGUGUGAAUGACCAAAUAAGUAGCAGAAUUUAUUUUAAUCCAGUAUACCAGAUUUCAAAAUUCAGUGGCUGACGCUAAAGCGCCAUCCCAAAAAAAAUACAUCCUUGACUAUCUGCACAUGUGGCAACCAUGCUUUUUAUGAUUUUCACAACAGCUGAGCGCAGUUUCAACAUAUUAGGUCAGUCGGCAACGACAUUAUUUCGACGUCAUAGCUAUCAAAAUAAAGUAGCACCAACACGCGAGGGCGCCCGUUUAAUUGUACGCCGCCUGCAAAAGACCGUAUUGCGCGUCCUGCGGGAUCCGCAAAUAAAUUUCGCCAUGUCAAAGACAGCUUAUCAACAGAAUCAGGAGAAGGAGCCACCGGUUGAGGAAACUCAGUUUGCCCAGCAUAGGAAGAACAAGCAGGAGAAUAAUUGCCGCACCUGCAACGAUUUCAAGUCAUGGUCUAAGCAACAGCGCCUUAUAUCCAAUACACAAGCUUCAAAGGAAAAACACAUGGCUGUCGCUGAGAAAUUAACGGUGAAUGCGAACAAUGUGGCGCCUCGUGAUGAUUGCCCGUUGGACAAAGUGCGUCUUGGAAUAUCCACGUGGGGUCUGCUCCAUACCAUGGCCGCGUUUUACUCUGAUAAUCCGACGGAUAAUGAGAAACGAGAUAUGAAAACGUUUUUUGAAGUGCUUUCUCGUCUGUAUCCUUGCGAGUACUGUGCCAAAGACUUUCGCAGCGACUUAGACGUGAAUCCGAUCAAUGUCAACUCGCAGAAGGAGCUAGCCAUGUGGCUUUGCAAGUUCCACAAUCGAGUGAAUGACAAGCUUGGAAAGCCACUAUUUGACUGCAGUAAAGUGAACGAGCGGUGGCGCGAUGGCUGGUUAGAUGGUUCCUGUGAUUAGAUCUACAUAGACCGAAUAGUCCAUUUAUAAUACUAGCCCCCCACAUUAUUAUUCGACAGUUGCACGGCUUAUCGAAUUUCAUCAUCACAGUAUCAUAAUUACCAUUAACUACCCGCUCCAGUAGGAAAAACUGCUCCCAUUGUUGUCCAACAUUUUUUGGCGUCAGCUACGCCAAUUACAAUAGUAGCAGCAAAACUAUAUAUCAUCAUCGAACAUAGACGUCAUUCCCACCUAAAUGAACGACCUAACGCCCUCGUUAGCGCCAUGAAAUUGUAAUUGUUUACGUUUAAUCCUGUGCUCCGUUUCCUUUUUCUUAUCCAUGUUUGAGCUUAAGCAUUGCUUUACCCAUUGGUCGGCGCUGAAAAAAGUCAAGCCAGAGGCACGUUGAAAAUCUGUUAGAUGAUGAAAACAUAACGAGCUGCAUUUCAAAAACUAAAUUUCGUAUCUGCUGUGUAUUAUACUAUACUGUUAAGAAUGUGGAAUGCCAAAAAAAAAGAAUCAUUGUUGUUAUUGCCGCAGACCGCAAACUUCACAAUAACUUUACAUUCACACAUAAGUAUGUAUGUGUACGUGGUUGCCUUUCACAGCGGAUUUUUCUUAUCUGUUAGCUGCGAAUAAGCCAUAAGACAAGCACAUUAGAAUUUAGCAUUUAAGAUAUACAUAAAUAGCAGUUAUGGGGCUAUUUCAUAAACUU
Molecule: messenger RNA, 1621 nt
Organism: Scaptodrosophila lebanonensis
Lineage: Eukaryota; Metazoa; Arthropoda; Insecta; Diptera; Drosophilidae
Gene: Alr
Product: FAD-linked sulfhydryl oxidase ALR
Exons: 4
Coding region: 169-927 (252 amino acids)
Cellular component (GO): mitochondrion
Molecular function (GO): flavin adenine dinucleotide binding; flavin-dependent sulfhydryl oxidase activity
Source: RefSeq, a predicted model, not a curated record